AUGGCAAGCGGACAAGUGAGGAUGGCAGGAUCCAUGCCUUCCAGAGGAGGAAAGCGCCGCUCUGGAAUGGACUUCGAUGAUGAAGAUGGGGAGGGGCCCAGCAAAUUUUCCAGGUAUGAUGCUGAUCAAAUCUCUGGUGAUAAGGAAAAGUUUGCAAGGUGGGACGAUUAUCAAAGUACUGCUGACACUGAAAGGAUGGCCGGGGAGAAUCAUAGUGAAAUUGAGAGACGCAGGAGAAACAAGAUGACGCAGUAUAUCACCGAACUGUCUGACAUGGUACCCACGUGUAGCGCCUUGGCUCGGAAGCCUGACAAGCUAACAAUUCUUCGGAUGGCCGUUUCGCACAUGAAAUCAAUGAGGGGCACAGGAAACAAAUCUACUGAUGGAGCUUACAAGCCUUCGUUUCUUACAGAACAGGAACUGAAACAUCUUAUCCUGGAGGCUGCAGAUGGGUUCCUCUUUGUAGUUGCAGCUGAGACGGGGAGAGUGAUCUACGUAUCCGAUUCUGUGACUCCUGUGCUGAACCAGCCACAGUCUGAAUGGUUUGGCAGCACUUUGUACGAACAGGUUCAUCCAGACGACGUGGAAAAGCUGCGAGAGCAACUAUGUACAUCCGAAAACUCUAUGACAGGACGAAUCCUCGACUUGAAGACUGGAACAGUAAAGAAAGAGGGUCAGCAGUCCUCCAUGAGAAUGUGCAUGGGAUCAAGGCGCUCUUUCAUUUGCAGGAUGAGGUGUGGAAAUGCUCCUCUGGAUCAUUUACCUCUGAACAGAAUAACCACCAUGAGAAAAAGAUACAGGAAUGGCCUUGGCCCAGUAAAAGAAGGUGAAGCACAGUAUGCUGUUGUCCAUUGCACUGGCUAUAUCAAGGCUUGGCCACCAGCAGGGAUGACUAUACCAGAAGAAGACGCUGAUGUGGGACAAGGUAGCAAAUAUUGCCUCGUGGCAAUAGGAAGGCUUCAGGUAACCAGCUCUCCAGUGUGCAUGGACAUGAACGGCAUGUCGGUCCCCACUGAGUUCUUGUCUAGGCACAACUCUGAUGGAGUCAUCACCUUCGUCGACCCAAGGUGCAUCAGCGUCAUUGGCUACCAGCCCCAGGAUCUUCUGGGGAAAGAUAUUUUAGAAUUCUGCCACCCUGAAGAUCAAAGCCAUUUGAGAGAGAGUUUCCAACAGGUUGUGAAGCUGAAAGGUCAAGUCCUGUCUGUGAUGUAUCGUUUUCGUACCAAAAACCGGGAAUGGAUGCUCAUCAGAACCAGCAGUUUCACGUUUCAGAAUCCUUAUUCCGAUGAGAUUGAAUACAUCAUCUGCACCAACACUAAUGUAAAAUGCCUUGGGGAAUCGUACGUCAUGGUAACCGUUGAUUUCCGCCUUCUGCCUAAGCUCCCGCUGAGGCUGGAUGUUCAGCAGUGA
Molecule: messenger RNA, 1410 nt
Organism: Eurypyga helias (sunbittern)
Lineage: Eukaryota; Metazoa; Chordata; Aves; Eurypygiformes; Eurypygidae
Gene: ARNT2
Product: aryl-hydrocarbon receptor nuclear translocator 2
Exons: 14
Coding region: 1-1410 (469 amino acids)
Biological process (GO): regulation of transcription by RNA polymerase II
Cellular component (GO): aryl hydrocarbon receptor complex; transcription regulator complex; nucleus
Molecular function (GO): DNA-binding transcription factor activity, RNA polymerase II-specific; protein dimerization activity; RNA polymerase II cis-regulatory region sequence-specific DNA binding
Source: RefSeq, a predicted model, not a curated record